Hippoglossus stenolepis (Pacific halibut) is the source of this 4506-nucleotide messenger RNA. It is a transcript of the gene synpo2b, whose product is annotated as synaptopodin 2b. The record is from RefSeq and is a predicted model, not a curated record. The transcript has 3 exons. Gene Ontology annotation, cellular component: nucleus; actin cytoskeleton; Z disc. NCBI's taxonomy places the organism in Eukaryota, Metazoa, Chordata, Actinopteri, Pleuronectiformes, Pleuronectidae. The coding region runs from base 1 to 3183 and encodes 1060 amino acids. Gene Ontology annotation, biological process: positive regulation of actin filament bundle assembly. Gene Ontology annotation, molecular function: actin binding.
AUGCCGAUUGUAGCUCUGACAGCAAACAACACUUUGUACCGCUAUCACUUUAAAGUGGUGAUGGCCUCAUACAACUGUAUCAUCAGUGACACCCAAGACAUUGUGAAACAGCAUCAGAAAAUGGAGCCAGAGGUCGAAGCCCCAGACAACAAUCACAACCUGGUCCCUUGGUCGGGUUCAGAUGGUUCCCAGGAACUUUGUGCCUCUGAGUCCUUGGCGGAGUCCUUUGAUGAGGAUGAUAUUAGUGAUGAGGACCCUUUAGACCCGGAGCCUCCUCAUACCCCUAAGUCUGACCCUGGGUCCCCAGAACGCCCUCAGCCACAAGAAUGGGAAUCUGCAGGUGAGCAACAGUCCCUGGCUGAACUUAGUGGAAGUGAUGAGGAUGUUUCUUACAAAGAAGAGGACAAUAUCUACCUCAGUGAAUCGAGAGAGUCUCCUCACAUCCAAACCUCACCAGUAUCCCUGUCCCCACACAAAGAGCACCCUGACUCUGAGCCUCAGGCCAGCCAAACAUCCCCAGUGCAUUCCCCGUCAUCUUCCUCCUCCCUUGGCUAUGCUGCUGACCUGACCCUGGCCUUGACCCUGACCACAGAGGAGCCGCAGGGAGCCAGUAAUAGGCAGGACCCAGCCCCUGGGAACAGGAGGAUUGAAUCUUCAGAGGAAGGAGGGAGUAGUGAGGCACCUCCUGCUCCUGUCUUCUUUGAAAUUUCAGACGAGGGUGCUGAGCAGGCAGAGAAGUGGAACUCAGAGUCUGCCACAGAUCUGUGCAGACCAGACAGGCACAGGGGAAGAUACACACGGCUCAUUCACAGCGAGAGCCAAUCAGAAAGGCACGUGAAGGAGACCAAGUCUAAAUGUAAACGAAUCGCCCGGCUUCUAACUGAUGCACCCAAUCCUCAAAAUAAGGGAGCCUUGCUGUUUAAAAAACGUCGCCAGCGGGUCAAGAAGUACACACUCGUGAGUUACGGGACUGGCAAUAGGCUCCACAGCGAAGACCAGAUAGAGGAGGAAUCCGAAGAAGUCCGAUCAGCCGCGUAUAACUUUGUGGCGACGAGUGAUUCCGAGUUAGAGGAGGAGUAUUCUGUUUAUCACCAGCAGCGUAAUUUGAGUCUGAAUUGGGGAGGUGUUCAAGAAAUGGAGGCGCUACCAGAGACAAAAGGGAAGGGAGUUAUGAUGUUUGUCCAACGCCGCAGGAGGAUGGACGAGAUAAUGUCAGAGCAUGAAGAAAUGAGGAAUAAAGGAUUACCCGUGGAGGCGCUAACAGAGCCUGAAUGUACAGAAGCACAGACUAUGUAUGACACUAAGGAAAUGUACAUGCUUAAUAACCAGGCCGACUACAUGGAUGCAAGUCACAAGCAGCAUGAAUACCAAGAAAAUAUCCAACAGAUGAAUCACCUAGCCAAUGUGCCAAGACCCCUGGUGCCAAACAGAACUGCAAGGCCCUUCCUAGGAUUUCAAGGUGGCACAACUGCUGCUGUCAUGCCUGGUGGCGCUGUUCCAGUCACAAGGAAGAACGAACCAAGAUUCAAAGUAUCUGUGCCUAUCAACACUAUCCCACAUGUUUGGUCCCCGACUGGAGACAUCAUAGCCUCAAGAGAUGAGCGGAUAUCUGUGCCAGCUAUCAAGUCGGGGAUCCUGCCAGAGUCAAAAAGGAAAGGCACUAAAAAGCAGUCGUCAGCGCUGGCACAAGAAUCAAAUCCCCACCUACAACGCAAAGGGGAAAGGAGGUCUUAUAUUGAGUCAGAGGAAGACUGCUUUAGUCUCGGAGCUGAAGCUUGCAACUUUAUGCAACCAAGAACAAUAAAACUCAAGAAUCCCCCUCCAGUGGCCCCAAAACCCACCAUCAACCCAUCCUGUCCACCUUGGAUGAGCAGGAGUCCCUCUGCUGAACCGUAUAUUCCACCAAGAAGUCCCGUUUCACAACCUUCUCACAGUCCCGGAGCGCCUCACAGUCAGCAUUACUUACAGCAGCAAGAUUGGGCUCAGCAGCAACAGAUGGUCAACCGUUGGGCACCAGAUCAAACUCAGGCAACACUUCAAACACCUGCCAACGCCUGGGCUCCGGUCAACCCUUCUCCUCAGCUUCAUCUUCAGCCAACCACAAAUAGCUGGAAUCAGCAGCCAUCACGAUCCCCUGUGAGUAUCCAGGCCCGCAGUCCUACCUACAGCCCACAUCACCCACCUUCACCCUCAAGGAAUAAGUCCGACAGUGUUCCAAACUCAGUUGCUUCUUGCCCACCAAAAUCAGGGAAGUCAUACGUCCAUGCACCAAAAGCAGCGCAGCCUUCUCCAAAGGGUCGAGUCUCAGACAGAGGUGUUAAUCGACCUGGUGAUGGUUCAACUAUGGCAGGAAAAGGUGCACAGCUGUUUGCAAGAAGACAGUCCCGCAUGGAGAAGUUUGUUGUUGAUGCUGAAACUGUGCAAGCGAAUAAAAGGAGAUCCCCCUCCCCAGCCUCCUCCCUCCCUAACUUCUGGAGGUAUUCUUCCAAUGUCCGCGCCCCUCCCCCUUUAUCGUACAAUCCCCUUCUUGCUCCUUUCUAUCCUCCAUCAGCAGCCAAGCAGCCCCCUCCCACAAGCUCCAAAGUCAAGCCUAAGACCAAAGAAAAACCUAAAGCACCCCAAAAGCACCUAAAUGCCUUAGAUAUCAUGAAACAUCAACCUUAUCAGUUGGACUCAUCACUGUUCAAGUAUGAUGCAGUCCCUGAGGCCAAAAGCCCCAGCCCCAGCCCCAACCCCAAACCUACUCCGGCAUCAAAGUUUGAGGCAAAAAAAAGUCUCAAACUUAGAUCUGCCUCUUCUCCUUCUACUUAUAACACAUCUGAGCUCGCUGUUCAGGCCAAGGCAGAAGCCCCCACUAAGUAUCCUGGAUCGGUAAGUUCCCAAAACUCUUCUGCCUGCCAAAACACGAGAUCAGCUGAGACUCUCGCGACUGACAAGCGCUUGGAUGAAAAGCACACUGUCACACCUGCGGCCCAUCACAUAAGCAACAAGCAAGCACCAAGCGCCCGGCCCGCAAGCACCUCCUCCACGCUGUCAUCUACCGGUGACAGCAUAGCUUCAGCUUUUUCUCCUGCAUCUCUUAUUGCUCGAGGCGCACGUCAAAUGGCUCCUCGUCCAAAGUUCUCUGCCAAGAAGCCGGUAGUGGCAGUCAAACAGUGGCGGGCUGUUGCUCUGAUUCAUUAGUCCUAAUACUGUUUAUGGUCAUUGGUGGAGACGCCACUGAGACGAUGGAACACUAGCACCUAAUAUGUCUUAUACUUAACUGGUGGAAACUACUCUGGUCUUAAAAGAGUCCUCGCUUCCUACUGAUGUCCACGUUCACAUUUAUUUGGGCCUGAAGCAUCAUGGAACAUCACAAAAACUAGAAGACAUAAAAAGCAAAUAGUUUAUGCAUAAAGCUGAAAACAACAACAGAAGAGAUAAUAUGCCUCUCAUAUUAGCUUUCAAAUUCAAUAACCAGUAAUAAGGUAACUUAAUUACUUAUUACCAUAAAACCAUAAAAGUCUGUUGUUUUCAUGCGCUAUUUUCCCUUGUAAAAUAAUUGAACUCAUUCAUCAUCAUGAAUAUAGAAAGGAAACUUAAUAAAUACCUUAAUAAACAGAUUACCCAAGACGGCAGUGAACAAGAUGGAUUAUACUUUGUUAGGAAACCUUUUUUUCAAUAAACAUUUGAAAAUUGUGCAUAUUGACUUUCAUGCACAUACCUUUCCCGAUAACAACUAAAAUAAAUAACUUGAACAUAUUAUAUCAUCUUCCUUUAAUCUGUGAGGUUCACUAGUGCUUAAAAAAGGAAACAUGAGACUAAAUAAUGUUUAGCGAUUCUCAGGAAGUGCUAUUACCUGUGCAAUAAUGUGUGUUAAGAGCCUUGUUCAACUCAGGGCUCCAGUUUGUGUUUGUGUUUUAUAAGAAAUAGGUUUGCAUGAACUUGUAUGUAGCAGUAGUCACAACCAACCCCCAAAACUACACACAAUAAUAACAUAAAUAAAACAAAAGUUAAGUCCAAAAUCUUCAAAUUAUAAUUCUGUCAUCUGGGAUAAGAGUAACUCAUUUGUACAAUUAUAUUUAUGGAAUAUUUUGAAUCACUCAGUGUGUUUGGGGAGAAACUGUCUAUGCACUUCUUUUUUUGGAUGCAAUUCCUUCAGUCUCAUUCCAAACUUUGAUGAUUUCAUGACGACUAAAAGCAUAAAGUUGAGUUGUGAUCAUGAACCCUGAUGACUUUAAAUGUGUUUUUUUGUGGAUCGUCAGUUAUGGCCAGUUCUUAAACUGUCUCUAAAGUCAUUAGACUUAUAUCCUCAUCCUUGAUGUAAAACAUGAGCAGAACAUCCCAGAGGUCUGAGUUUUAUGUUUCUGAUUCACAUCAUUUAUAGCAACUAAAAAAAUGAAAGUGCGAAAAAACAAACAUUUUCUUGUGUGUCUUUAUGUCUGUGUCUUUCUGACAUAUCACUGUUUAUUGCACUUCUUGUACUCUGCACAAUCAUCCUAUUAAACUUCUCUUUCCUUCUCCCUA